GAACCCUGAGCAUCCUCUUCAUCAGACUGUCGCUUCAUCUGCUGUAAGACAGACCACUACAGGAGAUCUUUCCUGUCCGCAGCCAUCAGUAUCUAUACCGGGGAAAACAACAUUUGAUACACUGCCGAUUUUGCAGGUUUUCCAACUUGCAAAGCAUGUAGUCUUUAAUUUUUUAUCAUACUCAUUGACUUUGAGUAACAGAAUCCAAAACAUUGUGUGAUAUUUACAUAAUUAAUUUGCAUUUUAUUGCAUGACAUAAGUAUUUGAUACAUCAGAAAAACAAAACGUAUUAUUUGGUACAGAAAAGUUUGCAACUACAGAUAUAAGAUGUUUCCUGUAGUUCUGGAUGAUGUUUGCACACACUGCAGCAGGGAUUUUGGACCACUCCUCAUGAUCAUUGAUGCUCCAUGAGGUGAGAUCUUGCAUGGAGCCCCAGACUGAGGGAGACUGACCGUCAUCUUGAACUUCUUCCAUUUUUCUUUUAAUUGCGCCAACAGUUAUUGCCUUCUAACCAAGCUGCUUGGCUGUUUUCCUGUAACCCAUCCCUGCCUUGUUCAGGACUAAAAUGCUAAUUAAUUACUUAAACAUCACACAAUGUGAUUUUCUGGAUUUUUGUUUCAGAUUCCGUCACUCACAGAUGAAGAGCAUCUAUGAUCAAAAUUAAAGACUUCUACAUGCAAAGUCGGCCGUGUAUCAAAUACUUGUUCUCUCCGCUGUACAACAGCUGUUUGAAGAAACCUGUAUGAAAUGAUAUACAGCAACAGUUAAUUUCCCUUUGGGAUAAUUAAAGUUUUUUUUUUUUUAUUAAUAAUCAUAGUCAUAUAUUAGUGAAAAAAUAUAUUUAGUCUGCUAUGUGAGUGAGAUUAACUAACACAUAUGCUACCAAAUUGUGCUCAAAUGGCACCUUUGGUGGUUAGGAGGAAGGUAAGGAUGUGAGUUGUAGAUCUUGUGCUGUCUGAUGGUGAAGAAAAACCUUGGCUGUUGCUCCAGUAGCCGAACCGAAGCAGAGACACUCGCUGAAGUGUACAAAUAUACAGAAACAUUAAUAAAGCAGAUGUUUUCGUAGACAUCUCUAAGAACUAACGUAUAAUUAUACUGAGAAGCAGAUGCUGACAUUGGGUAAUAAUUGAACAGGUGAAACAAUGUCUGAGCAGGUGAGCUUUAAAAAUAUUUUUGUAUUAGGUACAUACCUUUCUUAAUCUUUGUAUCGAAUGAUAUGAAAACAUUUAUUUCUAGAAAUGUAUGUUAAUAUCUCAUGUGCACUUUUACAUAGAGCUGAACAGUCCAGCCAAAAGAACUAGUGCAUAUAAACUAGAUACGUAGCAUUAUACAUUGGUCAGUGUGUGAUCUUGCAAGGCACUUCACCAAAUUUAUUAGCACGUAGAAAGACUAAAGGGAAUGGUUUACAUUUUGCCUUUGGCUCUUUAACGUCGCCAUGGCAACAGCACAAGGUGUGUGGUUGCUAUCAAUGCCUUGGUUGAAGGUAGACAAGAAUCCCUGGGAUGGAUGGAUAAAUUGUAAAGGAAGCAUUAACGCUACUACUAAAGCUAAGUUGAGUAGUCUUCCACCAGAGAAAGGAAAUGGGCAAUUGUUUGGCAAACACCAAAUGUCUCUAUAAUUCAUUAUAUAGAAUUGUUUGGACAUUUUCAAAGAUCAAAACACCUUUGCUACAGUGUAACAUCACGUUUAUUCUGUGCAAUCUGGUCAAAACUUUUAUUUUAAGAAAAAGCCUUAUAAAGCUGAAUUAUUUGGUUAUUCUCUAAUAACUUCUGACCUGUUUUAAAGUUUAGUAUAGUGGAAUGUAUGUGCAUUAGCUUCUAAAGAACACAAACAAAUUUAAAAAAUGCCUUGAAAAAAUCCCCCUUCUGCCAGGUGAUGAUGUCAUAAAGCACACUUGCUGUGUGGUCGGUGCUUGUCAAACAUUCUAUAAAAGAUCAAAGCAAGCUUCUUUCAUAACUUGCUUUAGACACGCUAGCAUCAACAUCAGAUUGAGAGAGCAAUCACAGCGAUAUUUUUACAGGUUGAACGAACCAGAGACAGAAGCAAGACAGAGAUGAAUUACUUUGAAUUAAACGGCAAGCCUUCCAGGAUGGACCAAACUAAAGAAAAGACACAACAUGCAGAAAGGAAGAAACCAUUAAGACAUGAGACACAAAUGCCCCAAAACCCAUCUGAAAACCAGAGAGCUGGUUUGAAAAAUCAUGAACAAGCUUUUUCAAGCAAAAGGCAGAUAAUUCUCAGUCAGUGUGUGAGUCAUCAAAGUAAGGUUGUUCCAUGUGAUUUACAACAUAAGCCGAGUAAGCCAAAGAAUACUGCUCUUGAAGUAGACAGACAUCGCGAGAAUUGUAAAAAAAUUGUGUAUGAUAUUCUGGUUGAUAUAGGGAAAAAAGAAGCUUUCAAGCUGAAACAAAGGGAGAACAACCUACUUCGAACUGCGGAAGACAAGGAAUUGGCUAAGAAAUUUAAAGAAAAACAGAUGAAAAAGAAGGCUGUGGCAAAGAAGCCUCUGGAUGACACGUCGGCUUGCAAGAUAGGAUCUAAAAAGCAGACAGAGAUGGACAUUUACUGGAUUGAGGAGCAGGAAACACAGAUACUCAUCACAGACAAUGAAUUUGAGUUGGACCAAGACUUGGAGAAACCAAAUAAUCAUUUACUGACAACUCUCUCAAAACAUUCGAACCAAAAGUGUGUCUCCAGCAUAACACAGAGGGAAACAUGCCAGCCUGUUAGUGAGGGAAGGAAAGAUGUUAAAUCCAUAUUAGGGAUUCUGCAAAGUGAGCGCAAGAAUACCCUUCCAGAAAAGGACAGAUUUCGCAACAAAUGCAAAGAAAUUGUGUAUGACCAACUGACCGAUAUAAAGAAGAAAGAAGCUGCCGACAAGGCUCUUAUGGAGGAAACCCUAGUUAAAAAUAUGGCAAAGAAGGAGAUUGCUUUAAAACUACGUGACGAAAUGGACAAAGAAAAACAGGCUGUAACUAAAAAGUUUCUGUUCAACGCAUGGGACGCACAAAUUCAACAUAAACAGCAGAAGAAAAGGGAAAUGGCUGAGAUUGAAAGGAAAGAGAGGCAAGAUGUAAUUGAAUCAGAGAGGUUGUAUCAAAUUGAGCAAAAUGAAAAGAGGAGAUAUAAAUCUCCUAACUUGUGUGAAGCUAAUUCCAACCGUGUUUCUGUAAAAGAUGAAGGUUACAAACAGUUGAAAAAAGCGGUGUCACCUCAAAAACAGCAGAAAAUCAUCGUGCAGGAUGUGUUUCAGUUUGAGUACACGAACGAACAAAACCUAAUGCAGAGGGAAACAUGCCAGCCUGUUAGUGAGGGAAGGAAAGGCGUUCAAUCCAUAUCAGAGUUUCUGCAAAAUGAGCGCAAGAAUCCCCUUCCAGAAAAAGUCAGAUUUCGCAAAAAAUGCACACAAAUUGCGUAUGACCAAUUGACCGAUAUAAAGAAGAAAGAAGCUGCCGACAAGGCUCUUAUGGAGGAAACCCUAGUUAAAAAUAUGGCAAAGCAGGAGAUUGCUUUAAAACUACGUGACGAAAUGGACAAAGAAAAACAGGCUGUAACUAAAAAGUUUCUGUUCAACACAUGGGAUGCCCAAAUUCAACAUAAACAGCAGAAGAAAAGGGAAAUGGCUGAGAUUGAAAGGAAAGAGAGGCAAGAUGUAAUUGAAUCAGAGAGGUUGUAUCAAAUUGAGCAAAAUGAAAAGAGGAGAUAUAAAUCUCCUAACUUGUGUGAAGCUAAUUCCAACCGUGUUUCUGUAAAAGAUGAAGGUGACAAACAGUUGAAAAAAGCGGUGUCACCUCAAAAACAGCAGGAAAUCAUCAUGCAGGAUGAGUUUCAGUUUGAGUACAACACGGACGAACAAAACCUAAUGCAGAGGGAAACAUGCCAGCCUGUUAGUGAGGGAAGGAAAGGCGUUCAAUCCAUAUCAGAGUUUCUGCAAAAUGAGCGCAAGAAUCCCCUUCCAGAAAAAGUCAGAUUUCGCAACAAAUGCAAAGAAAUUGCGUAUGACCAAUUGAACGAUAUAAAGAAGAAAGAAGAUGCCGACAAGGCUCUUAUGGAGGAAGCCCUAGUUAAAAAUAUGGCAGAGCAGGAGAUUGCUCUAAAACUACGUGACAAAAUGGACAAAGAAAAACAGGCUGUAACUAAAAAGUUUCUGUUCAACACAUGGGAUGCCCAAAUUCAACAUAAACAGCAGAAGAAAAGGGAAAUGGCUGAGAUUGAAAGGAAAGAGAGGCAAGAUGUAAUUGAAUCAACGAGGUUGUAUCAAAUUGAAAAAGAGAAAAAUAUCCAGCUGAAGAGGAAAAAACAGGCUGUUUAUUGUGAAGCCCAGGCUGCUUUACUAGAUGCAAGACCACGGAGAAUUAACAAUCUGUCAAUCAUUGGAAUGAACGGGGCAUUUCCUCCCCUUCCUCCAUUAUGUUUCAGUGUCAAAUCUAAUAAAGAUUUUAAAACUGUUGCUCCAUUACCCAAACUUAAUACUGAUCAUAAUUCUUCACUGAAUUCUCAACAAGUCAACAAGCCUGUCAAACUGCCACCACUGAAUCCCAAACCUGUACCCUCUGCACUUAGAAAAGGGACAAUAAACAAACAACCUUAAAACUUCUAAAAAUUCACCCACCUCUAAAAUCUCUUCAUUUUUAGUUUAACAGAAGUUACAAUGAUUAAACAUUAACUCUUUUUAUACUUAUCAUCCACUGCCCAAAUGGAAAAUACUUUUGCAGUAUUUUACACUUAUUACCUUUUUCUACCUGUGUCGCCUUGCGUUUGAGUGUUGGUCAGUGAAAAUGUGAGGGGAUGAAAGGAUGCUUUGAUAAGCGGCUGGUGCAUUUAGUCAUUGGUAUUCAGCACACAGAAAGGAUUGGAUGCAGAGGUUCUUCCAAUCUCCCUUCACUUUUCUUUCUCUGCAUGUCUGAAAGCAUUGGCUUGAAAAGCUUUUUCAAUCUUACUUCUUGGUUUUAUAUAAUUGUUUUAUAUUAGACAUUCACUGUAAUUUGCAAAGUUAAAUGAAUUCUUCUCUUUUAAACAUGGGUUCUCGCCAGGUGCUCCGGCUUCCCCAUAAAAGCCUACCAACAUGCAUUUUAGGAAUAUUGGAAACUCUAAAUCGCCUUUAGUUUUGAGUAUGUGCAUAGUUGUUUGUUUGGUUCUGUUUUCCUUUGAUAUACAGAUCUUCAGAUGGCGACCGAUCCAUCUGAAGAUAGGUACCAGCCACUUCCCUGUGACCAUGCACGGAUAAGGCGGGCAUCAAAAAUGGUUGAAAGAUGAAAACAUACACAGGAGUAAUAGAGCACCCCCUUUUGGAUGCUUAAAUUUGUUGCAGUUUUUUCGAGAUGGAAGAAUAAGACUAGAGUGCAGCCUUGAUUGGCUCAUGUCCGGCAUAGCAACUUGUAUGUGUAGAAUGACAGAAGGUGAAGGACACAAUUUUCUUUAUUUCUGUUGUGUUGAACUAUGGUGUGUAUAAAUAAAAUGAGGUCAGUAACUUAACUUGUCUAAAAAUUCUUUUAGAUUCCAGAUUACAAUAGAUAAGUAUUCCCAUAUCCACAGUAAAUGUAAAAACGUAAAUAAAAAAAUGCUAGGUUUAUUCACGUAAAAUUCAUUUUGUUGUGCUGAGCCUAUUUUUUUAAACAGCCCAGACCUAAAUUAAAUUGUAGAGA
This is a messenger RNA of Girardinichthys multiradiatus, 5645 nucleotides long. Its product is annotated as trichohyalin-like. Bases 2054 to 4591 code for a protein of 845 amino acids. The record is from RefSeq and is a predicted model, not a curated record. The transcript is spliced from 2 exons. NCBI's taxonomy places the organism in Eukaryota, Metazoa, Chordata, Actinopteri, Cyprinodontiformes, Goodeidae.